AUGGAUCCUAUACUGAACGGGUCAUAUGUACAUUACGGUAUGGGGCUGCCCACAACGGCAUACGCGACGGGCACACUCUCAUCACACGCUUAUAAUAGUAAUUCGUCCGAUCACUCGGCCGAUCCUUCAUCGUCGAGUUCACCGGGCGCUGCGCCAAAUAUGAACCUUCUGCUGACCAUACGACUGCUCAUGCAGGGAAAGGAAGUUGGAAGCAUUAUUGGUAAGCGUGGUGAUCAAAUUAAACGAAUUCGAGAAGAAUCCGGUGCAAAGAUCAAUAUUUCGGAUGGUUCGUGUCCUGAACGGAUAGUGACUAUUACCGGCAGUUUGGCUACAAUCAAUAAAGCGUUUGCGAUGAUCUCAAAUAAAUUUGAAGAGGUCAGUUUUUCACCAUUGUUGAGAGUCGGCUUCAGUAGUGUCUUCAGAUCCAUUCAAUGUUUCUUUCCAUUCCAGGACAUGCGUGCGCUACCGAAUUCGGUACCGAAACCACCGAUUACGAUGCGAUUGAUAGUGCCAGCAACACAAUGCGGCUCAUUGAUAGGCAAGAGUGGCUCAAAAAUCAAGGAAAUUCGUGAGGCGACUGGUGCUUCAAUUCAAGUUGCAUCGGAAAUGUUACCACAAUCCACGGAACGUGCUGUUACCGUAUCCGGCGCUGCUGACGCCAUUACUUUAUGUAUGGGACAAGUUUGUCAAAUACUACUAGAGGCUCCUCCGAAAGGUGCUACAUUACCGUAUCGACCGAAGCCGACGUUCAAUUCGUUGUUGGUGGCCAGCUCAGCAGCAGCGGCUGCAGCUGCUCAACAACAGCAGUUAGCAGCACUUCUGCAACCAGGACUGCUUCAGCAAGCUCAGCUUGCUCAAAUUCUGUCUUCAGAGCUGGCGCGUGGUGUACCAGCGUCGGCGCAGUAUGGGCCAGCCUCCGCCUUUCUUCCCGCUCCUACCCUCAAUCCCCAAGUGUUCGGUGGUGGCCUGAUUCUCGCAGGUGCCGGAUACCCUACUCAGCAAGGAACGGCCACUGUUGGCGGAAUCCAAGAUCCUACCAAAGCGAUGGCUGGGCUUUGGGGCGAAGAUCGACAGCUAGAACUGAUCAAUCAUUAUGCAGCAUUGAACAGCAGUGUUUUGAUGGGUGCACCGCUGCUGAAAAGUGCCAACUCGUCAACUAGUUCCGCUCACAAGGCAAGUGGCGCACGAUUCACACCAUACUAA
Angiostrongylus costaricensis is the source of this 1203-nucleotide messenger RNA. The record is from the annotation of a GenBank genome assembly. Lineage: Eukaryota; Metazoa; Nematoda; Chromadorea; Rhabditida; Metastrongylidae.